AUGGGGAGGGGGAAGAUAGUGAUUAGGAGGAUCGACAACUCGACGAACAGACAGGUGACGUUCUCGAAGCGGCGGGGCGGGCUGCUCAAGAAGGCGAAAGAGCUCUCCAUCCUCUGUGACGCCGAGGUCGGACUCGUCGUCUUCUCCAGCACCGGCAGGCUAUACGAGUUCUGCAGCACCAACAUGAAAUCUGUGAUAGACCGGUAUUCCAAGGCAAAAGAGGAGCAGCCAGCUGGCUUGGAUGCAACUUCACAAACUAAGCUCUGGCAAAGGGAGGCAGCAAGCUUGAGGCAGCAACUGCACAACUUGCAAGAAAGUCACAAGCAACUAAUGGGAGAGGAGCUUUCUAGCCUAGGUGUCACAGACCUGCAGGGUUUAGAGAAUCGGCUUGAAAUGAGUCUACGCAGCAUCAAAACAAGGAAGGACCACCUUAUGAGAAGUGAAAUUGAAGAGUUACACAGGAAGGGAAGUUUAAUCCACCAGGAAAACGUGGAACUCUGUCGAAGUUUGAACAUCAUGUCACAACAGAAAAUGGAACUGUCUAGACAGCUUCAGAGCUGUCAAGCGGCAAAUAAAAGCUCUAGCACUCCCUACAGCUUUUUACAAGCUGCGAAUAUCCCUGCUGAUGUUGAACCAAGUCAAUCACAACAAAAGGAACAUGGGCACAACAAAACAGGAGUUCCUGAAUUGGGGUAA
Messenger RNA from Lolium rigidum, 696 nucleotides. RefSeq names its product MADS-box transcription factor 57-like. Gene Ontology annotation, molecular function: DNA-binding transcription factor activity, RNA polymerase II-specific; protein dimerization activity; RNA polymerase II cis-regulatory region sequence-specific DNA binding. Gene Ontology annotation, biological process: positive regulation of transcription by RNA polymerase II. The transcript is spliced from 7 exons. Gene Ontology annotation, cellular component: nucleus. Lineage: Eukaryota; Viridiplantae; Streptophyta; Magnoliopsida; Poales; Poaceae. Bases 1 to 696 code for a protein of 231 amino acids. The record is from RefSeq and is a predicted model, not a curated record.